CCAAUGAUUUUCCACAAGGGCAACAUAGAGUUUAUCCUGGAAUCCCUUCAAACGAGUUGUGAUCACGAUUAUGUGGAGUAUUUCCACAAAGUUCCCAACACAAAGCUUCUCUACACCUUUCGAGUUGUUAAAUUGGCGCCUACCUUCACCUUCGACGUCACAGUGAAAGUGUUAAAAACACAGCGAAUAUUCUACAAGAUGGAAAACGUCAACGGCUGCGACUUUCUCAACAAUCCGGUGCUUUUCAAGAUUUUCGGCGAAACCUACAAACAUCUGGUGGUCAAUGGCAGUUACUUUAAGUGUCCCAUCAAACCGAAAGUUUACUAUCUGAAAAAUGAGGGAACCGUGUCCUUAAUUCCUAGUAUGCAUCCACCUGGUCGCUUUCAGCUUUCGAUGCGAGUGAAAAUGGCUGAAAGUCGACGGCCGUUCGUCAUGGAAAUGUUGUGGAAGUACAAAAUUGUGCGCAUCAAAUAA
Drosophila ficusphila is the source of this 474-nucleotide messenger RNA. RefSeq lists its product as uncharacterized. The transcript has a single exon. Lineage: Eukaryota; Metazoa; Arthropoda; Insecta; Diptera; Drosophilidae. The coding region runs from base 4 to 474 and encodes 156 amino acids. The record is from RefSeq and is a predicted model, not a curated record.